Molecule: messenger RNA, 6625 nt
Organism: Aquila chrysaetos chrysaetos
Lineage: Eukaryota; Metazoa; Chordata; Aves; Accipitriformes; Accipitridae
Gene: POT1
Product: protection of telomeres 1
Exons: 20
Coding region: 254-2593 (779 amino acids)
Biological process (GO): telomere capping; regulation of telomere maintenance via telomerase
Cellular component (GO): chromosome, telomeric region; nuclear telomere cap complex
Molecular function (GO): G-rich strand telomeric DNA binding; telomerase inhibitor activity
Source: RefSeq, a predicted model, not a curated record
GCACUGAGUGUACUGAAAAGAAAUUUUUGUUGUUAAUACGCCUGUGCUAACACAUCUAAGCUCUUAGUUUUAAAGGUUUCGGCUUCUUGUAAUUGCUGGAUUGGCUCUCUGAAGUGAUUGCAUCCUGAAAGGAUCUGCUUUGUAGCCCUCUCUUCCUGAGGUCUUGUUUUGCUGUGGGUGACUGCUUUCUAGAGCUGAAAUAUGGUUGAGAUAAUGGCAGUGUAAGAAUCCAUUUUCCUCAGAUAAGGCAGCUAUGCCUGUUCAAUUGCUGAAGAUUGGUAAAGGAAAUUCUGAGACUCUACUACCAAGACAUUUGCAGAAGGAGAAUUUGAAGCAUUUGCAAGAAGGCUUUGAUCAUACCAACAAAUACUUUCAGGGAAUAGUUGUUCUUUCCUACCCACUAACAAAGCUUGGAGAUGGGACAGACUUUUUCAAGGUUGUUCUUCAAGAUUUGGAUAACUUGUAUUCACGGACCAACAGCAUCAAUAUUUUAAUACAUGGAAAAAUGGCAGAAGAUUGUGCAAAAGUUUUACACCAUGGGGACACCUUCAUAGUUGCAGGAUUUAAGUUGGCAAAAUCACCUACAGCGGGACUGGAUGGUAGACAUGGUUGCCACCUAGAGCUGUCUGAAGAAGCUGGAUCAGCCAUUUAUAUUUAUGCUAAACCAAGAACAACUGCUGCUUCAGAAACUGCAUCUUUGCCUGUUGCACCAAAAUAUGUGUAUACUCCUCUGAAUCAUCUUAAAGAUGGAACUGUAGUGAAUUUGUAUGGCGUUGUGAAAUUCUUCAAGCCUCCGUAUGUAAGCAAAGGAACUGAUUAUUGCUCAGUUGUAACACUUGUGGAUCCAUCAAAUGUGAGGUUAACGUGCACUCUUUUUAAUGGAAAUGUAGAUUCCCUACCAAAAAUUUACAAAGUCGGAGAUAUUGUUCGAUUUCAUAGAAUAAAGAUCAGGGAAUACAAUGGACAGAUGCAGGGAAUUACCGGUGUGGGAUUUGCAUCCUUGACAUUUGAUGGAACUGUGGGAACGCCAGUAGUUCCUCGAUCCUCUAGCAAAGUGUACACUUUCAUGGAUGAAGAACAGAAAACAAUAGAAGAAUUGCGUGUUUGGGCAGCCAGUAAUCUUUCCAUCUCUGGACCAGCAGCAAAAUUGUCUGGUGUUAGGCCAAUGCUGUUCUUUGAUCUCACUUGCCAGCUGGUAGGAAAAGCAAAAGUGGAUGGAUCUUCUUUUCUUCUAAAGGUAUGGGAUGGCACAAAAUGUCCCUACCCAACAUGGAAGGUGCCUGUGGAAGCAAGAGACCUGGAAGGAGAAAAAGUUGUUCUUCAUCAGCUGCGAAAUCUAACGGUGGACGUUCUAGUCUAUGAUAACCAUGUACAACUGGCAAAAUCACUUAAGGUUGGAAGUUUUCUGAGAAUUUACAGUAUUCAUACGAAACAAGCAAGUGCUGUCGAUGAAGAUGUCUCACAUAUAGAAUUUCAUCUUCAUGGUGGCACCUGUUAUGGUCGAGGAAUAGGAGUCUUACCAGAAAGUAACCUGGAUGUUAAGGAACUAAAAGCAUUCUUAGAAUCUGUGGAUCUGGCAGACAGUCAGAAUAUGGAAAGCAUGUCGUCAGUGGAAUUAGACAGCACUUUUAACAAUGUUACAGAUCUUGAGUCACACUUACAGAGAUCUCAGCAGUUACCUGUUACAGUAUUAACAGAUCAUCAGGAUUUGAAUAACACAGAACUGAAAACCAUUCUGAACAGCACGGCUCCUCAACAGUAUCGCAUUAGAGCAAAGCUGAGAACUUAUAAACCCCAGAAGCUCUAUCAGUCUAUUAAACUUUAUUGUUCCAAAUGCAACUCUUUGCAAGAAGUUCCAGAUGGAGAUGACUUUGACUUUAUUUUACAAGGCUCUGCUGUUACUGCCCCAAACCCAGAAUUACACAAUACAUCCUGGUAUGAUUCUGUAAUGUGGACUACACAAGACCAGAAACAAAGGAAAAUAGCUAUCCAUUUUGUCAAGCAUGAUGAAAUGCUUCAACAACCUGAAGAUACUUUGCUUAUGAUAGAAGGUGGAACACUAAAAGAAGUCUGGAAGCUUACAAAAAGAUUUAAAUGUGUUAUUCCUGUGAGAUCCACAGAAGAUGAUCUUGUAUUAUUAGAUCCUUCAGCUCCUUUUCUUUUACAAGGGAACAUAAAAUAUUAUGGAUGCAAGCAGUGUUCAACUCCAAAGCCUAUCAAGAGUCUAAGUUCCAUUGCAGCAGAGCAACGACCAUCAUGGGAACCAACUGAAAUAGCACAAGUUUUAGGUAUUGUGCCGCUCCAGUAUGUUUUUAUUAUGAAGUUUACACUGGUUGAUGCAACAGGAGCACUAAACGUAUACCUUUUUGAUUAUGAAAAUUUUUUCCAAAUUCCUGCCUCUGAAAUCUUAACUAAUAAUUUUCUUCAGCAAAAGAUGCAGAUGACCAUGAAUAUGCUCUGUCCUCCAGGAAGAAAAUUAGAUGACUUGCCAUGGCUGGAAUGCUUCAUCAAGUCCUAUAAUGUCAGAGAUGCGAUGAAACACCAAGUUUAUUACCAAAUUUUUGACACUACAGUUGCUGAAGAUGUUGUAUAGUGAUGUGUUGCUAAUAGGAAGUAAUCCAGUAUAUAUACGAUUUGGGGGAAUCAGAGACUGUAUAAAAAAAAUCUUUGUUCCUUUCUUAGGAAUUCGACCUGUACGUAUGAAGUUUUAGUUUGUAUAUUAAUGUGAAUGGCAAUUAUGCUUUGAUGUAUUUACUACUUUCCUGGCGUACAGCCUUACGAUCUGAGUGCAAAUGGAGGUGCUAAGCUUUUCACUGGAGCCUGCUUGGCUCAGGCUGAUGGAAGCAAUCUGGUAUCCAUCUGUCCUUCAGAAAGGCAAUGAUGAGGUUACUCUAAACUGGUGAGUUUUACUCAGAAAAUAUAGUCAGAAUGAUGCUGCUUUGUUCAUUUCUGUGUUAAAUGAUCUCAGCAGAUACGGAAAAGGAGCUCUUCAGUAAACUUUCUCUCAGACUACUUUGUGCAAGCAUAUGUUGCUGUUCUCAGCCAGUUUAACAGGGUUGUUGUCCAUUUUUAGAGACUUCUUUGAUUUUGCACUUAUAGGUACAUUUAGACAGAACUCUUCCUGUUAAUCAUACCAAGGUAACUGCUAUGUGUACCAGUACUGUAGAUUUUGAUGGACUUAUGCAUGCGACCAUGUAAUGUUUAUCACUAAAAUUAAAGUCAAACCAUGAAAGUAAGGUAGUGUAAAAUUGUAAAAUGAGUAUUGACAUUCGCUAGGUCGUAAUGAUUUUUAAGGUGGCUCUAUUGGGUACCAAAGUUGUUAGCACGCUUAUUAGCUGGGUCUGUUUUUUCUAAGGCUCUCAUGUAUCUGGCUAAAUUUACUGUCAGAUUACACUGCCCAGAUCUGCUGUUUCUGUCUUACAUAGAUUGUAUGACUAAAUUUAAAGAUACAGAACUAAUCUAGUGAUAUCAUGACUUCAAAAUACUGCUGGAGUAGAAAAAUUACUCAGUGGUUUUACUUUGCAUUCAGAAGUCUGUAGGACAAAUUCAGGACAUUUCUCCGAGGAUAAUUAAUGUAGAAAUCCCCGACAAAUCAAAUGCUUUCCAUCAGAGCAAAAUUACUUAAUAUUUACAACAGCUGUUUUUUAAGGGAGUUCAGAAGCAAGAUGGAAUACUUGUAAAUAGAUUAUUAUUUUGAUAGUAGAUGACAUUUUAUUUAUUCAUUUUUCAGGGCUGUUAAGUAGAUUAUGCAAUUUGUCAUUUAAAAUUUCAUCUAAAUAUCUUCUGAUAAUUUUCUGGUACUCUAAAAAAAUUAUACUGGGUUUAUCUGUCAUAAACCAGGAGAUGUUCUUUAUUGAUUGGUGUAUAGGGAGAACCAACAUUAAAAGUGCUUAGUGGAUAUUUCCUUUAAAUAGUAUGAAAAAAAUCAACUUUGGAAUUGAACAAGCAGUUUACUAAAGAGCAGUACUGGCUUAUGAAAGCUUGCCUGAAUCUGUGAAUAAAUGCAUAAACAAAAAAUAGUUGUACAAAGUUGUUAAAUUAAUAUUACAGAACUUCAGACACUGGCCAUAUCCAGAGGAUUUCAGAAGCUAGGGGUUAAAUUGAAGGCAAUCUUUUUUGCUUUUCUUGUAAAUAGUGUAUGAAAACAUUGGAAUAGAAUGUUUUUAUUUUUAGAUUUUUGUUAACUCAGAUAUUGAUAUUGCACAUUUUUUCUAAAUUAAGUCUUUGUAAAGUAAUAAGAAUUUGUUUUGAACUUUGGUGUAAAAUAAAUCAAUUUCACUACAUCUCUUGUCUGAGAUCCCUGCCAGAAAACUCUGCAUAUGCAUCACUUGAUUUUUUUAUUAUUGAAUAUUGUAUUAAAAUGUUUAAUAAAGAUUUUUCCAAAUACAGUUUUUCUUGUACUUGACUUCUAGUUCCUAGUUCAUAAGACUCUGAAAAAUUUGUCAUCAAUAGCCUUUAUCCAACAAAAUGUUUCAAAUGAAUGUUUGUAUAGUUUGUUGGAUUGAAAAGUACAUGUUUAAUUCUCUUUCUAAAUACAAUUCAUAGAAAUAAUUUAAUUGGUAAUUUAAAAUUAUGUGUUUGGCAAUACUAAAGAUCACCGUACAGAAAGGAAUUAAUGCACAGACAGUUGAAAAUGUGUGUGUCUCAUUGGUAGCCUUUAUGGAGCAAUGGAAGUCACUGAGAUGGGACUCAGACCUUUAGUUACUUGUCCUGGUCAACGGUGAGGCCUGUGAGUAGCUGACUGAUGGAUGGAAAUCUUGAGGUUGCUGUGUCCUGAACUUACAGCACCAACAGGCUCCAGUUUCUGAAAGCUGAGCAUCUCAGGCAUCAAUGGCAUUUAGCCAUUACUAGCAACCUCCAUAAUAGAAAGAAAAGUCACAUUUCCCUUGGUCAGUUUCUUGACCAGGUAUGUGAUUUAAAUUUCUAAAACAUUAAUAAAAGGUUAAAUGUCUAUUUUAAUAGUUUAAAAAAAUUACUGACAUAGAUCGUAAGUAUUUAAAACACUCAAAAGUUGAACCAACAGUAGAUCAGGUUAACACUGGUACUCAGAUCCAGUGAAAACUCCAGGCAUGUCAUCCUGGUGUCUCAUCUUCCUCCAUCCACAUACAUCCGAGCAUACAGGUAACUGCAUCAAAACAUCAGCUUUUUACUAGAAAUGUGGGCUAAAUGGCAAAUAUGUAUGGAAUGUGAAGUAUACAUAGCACACAGCAACAUCACCAUGGGCAAGGGCAAAGAAUAUCUGAUGGUAAAGGAGGAGCUGUGAGGGGAAAUAAUAAAACUAUAAAAGAACAAUAAAGGAACAUGAACCCACCUGCCCACCCACCCCCAAUUACACAAGUAAGUGCAUAAAAGUGGUAAAAUUGUAAUUUAAAAAAAGAGAGUUUUCAGGGGAAAAAAAACAAAACAGAAAACAAUGUGGAAUAGUGUUUUCGGGGGUGCCUGUAUGAUUGGGCUCCUUGAAGUCCUUGUUUUAAGGGGGUUUAAAAAUUUAAGAUUGGAAGUCUCUCCAAAGUCAGUUGAAUUUAAGCUCUUGGAUGUCUCGCACUCUCUUGAAACUUCAAUUGGAAAGAUAGAAUGUAAAUAAAUAACAUAUAUUGCAGAAACAAGGAGGCAUUCCUGACAGGUGACCUGCUGUUCAGUGGUGACUGAACUUUCGCAAUCAGCUUUUGCUGUUACGGGAUCCAGAGAUUUACAGUCAAGACUUUGAAGUGCUUUGCUUAAUACUAAUCCUUUGGCUACUGAGCAGCAGGAACUGGGGCACUGCAAUAAGGCGCAAGGCCAACUAUAGAAAUGGAAUUGUGAAAAAAUUAAGCAAAUAUGUAUGUUCAAGUUCUUCAGAUGGAAUGGGAGCACUGCGGAAAAUUUUCUUCAGUAGAGGAGAGAAAAAAUUUCAAAUAAGAAUUUACUUCAAAUAAGCAUUAUUCCAAGUGUACUGAGCAGUGAAUAUUAAGAAUUGGAAACAAGGACGUUCAGCAGAAGAAGGAGAGAGAGGGAAAGAACAGUUUCAGAGGACAGUAGCAAAGGCAAGAAGUGGUAAUAGAGAGUCUUUAUGAGACAGUUUGCUGCAGCUGCUGUUCACAGUGUUUCCUAUACAUGAAAUUCCCAGUGAGAACUAUGGUUUGUUGAAACAUCCAUCUGAUGAAGGAUUACCAGAUCCAAAGUGCUUGAAAAAUGUAGAGCAGAACUAUGCUAUAAUUAAUGAGUUCAUAUUUGUGGUAAAGCUAUGGGUGGACUUCACCCCAAAAUGGUGCUCCAAUGUGUUUUUCCUUCUUGUUUUCUGCUACAACUCCAACACAUGCAUACAGCGGUAGGUCCAUAAAACUGCUCCAAUAUUACAAUUUGUCUGCAUAAACCAAACAAAUUGAAAGUCUAGGAAUAAAUCUACUUUUAGGAGAUAACUUGUUUUAAUUUGGAUUUUUGCAAGGAAACUAGGAGGAAAUAUGCUUAAUAUGGAAAUAUGUGCCAGAGAGGAAAAAAUGAUUUUUUUUUUUUUUUUUUGGUCUCAGAACUGUUCUAUUACAUGCAAAGCUUUGAGCAUAAAUUUGUUCUGUACCUUCUCCUGUGUGUGUACAGCCUGUGGACAACUACUGUUAAAAAAAUACAGUUUUGUGAAGUACAAGCUAUA